GUCUAAGCGCUCUUUCACAUGGUCAGGAUAUUUAUCCGUCCGUAUGAUCGCCCGGCCGGGCAGCACCCUGGAGCUCUCUUCACACGGGUGGACGGGUGUGUGCGAAAAUCCGGACCACUUUUUGCUAGGCACUUCAGUUUGCCGCUGAUUAUGAUGGACAGUAGACGCAAAACGAUUUUGUUCGCUUUAUUAAAACAUCGGCGAAAAAAACAACGUAAUAGGCAAAUUUGGGUUCACCCUUUGCUAGAAAGCAGAUACCUGUAAGGAGCAUUCUUUGUGCUUUUUCAACAACUGAAAGAAGACGAAACUAAGUUUUUAAAUUAUUUUCGUAUGAGCGUUUCUUCUUUUGAUGAGUUGCUGCAACGUGUGCAGACACAGCUACAAAGACAAGAUACAAAUAUGAGGAAUUGCAUCCAACCUGAACAAAUGUUGGCUGUUACAUUAAGGUACCUGGCUAGUGGAUGUAGCUUUACAGAUCUGUAUUAUAGCUAUCGAUUGGGAAUUUCUACAAUUUCAAAAAUUGUUCGAGAGGUCUGUGACAUUCUUUGGUCGUGCUUAGCUGAAGAAUGUAUUCCGAAACUUACGAAAGAACGUUUUGAGUCAGUAGCUGCUGGAUUCGAAAAACGAGCGAAUUUUUUCCACUGCAUUAUUGCUGUGGACGGGAAACACAUUAGAAUUGUAAAACCCGAGUUUAGUGGUUCCUUAUACUAUAAUUAUAAGUCCUAUUUCUCAGUUGUGUUGAUGGCAGUUGCUGACUCGAAUUAUCGGUUCAUUUAUGUUGAUGUAGGUGCAUAUGGGAGUGAGUGUGAUUCAAGUAUAUUCAACGAAAGCAGUUUGUGGAAGAGUAUACAAAAAAAGUCCUUGGAAUUGCCAUCUGCAAAGCCUCUACCUGGUUCUGAAGCUCCAAACGUACCUUAUUUUCUCAUAGGAGAUGAAGCUUUUGGAUUAAAUAUUAAUCUACUACGGCCUUUUGGAGGAAAGGAACUUUCACAGAAGAAAAGGAUUUUCAAUUAUCGCCUCAGCCGAGCCAGGAGAUAUGUUGAGUGUUCCUUUGGUAUACUGACAAACAAAUGGAGAAUUCUUCAUCGAUCUUUGAAUGUUAAUACAGAUUUUGCCGUUAGUAUUUUGAAAGCUUGUGUAGUGCUUCACAAUUUCGUGAGAGAAAGAGAUGGCUAUAACUUCGAGGAUACCAUGACAGUUGUGGGUAUGAAUGAUUUGCCAGCACAAGCAAAUAUGCAAGGUGGAAGGGCAGCUAAUAAUAUCAGAAAUGUUCUAAGUGACUAUUUUCUAACUGAAGUAGGCAAAGUAUCAUGGCAGUUGUCGAAAAUUUAGGAAUCUUGUUUUAUUUAUUAUAUAAUUAUACUAUUACCCAACCAUAACAUAUGUUUAGUUCAAUGUUCAUAAGAAAUAAGAGGCAAAUAAUAAAAUAAC
This is a messenger RNA of Acanthoscelides obtectus, 1431 nucleotides long. The record is from the annotation of a GenBank genome assembly. Lineage: Eukaryota; Metazoa; Arthropoda; Insecta; Coleoptera; Chrysomelidae.